This is a messenger RNA of Aaosphaeria arxii CBS 175.79, 1293 nucleotides long. RefSeq lists its product as uncharacterized. Bases 1 to 1293 code for a protein of 430 amino acids. The transcript has 2 exons. Lineage: Eukaryota; Fungi; Ascomycota; Dothideomycetes; Pleosporales. The record is from RefSeq and is a predicted model, not a curated record.
AUGGAAAGGGUCCCAAAUACCUUAGAUCCAGGUUUGUGUAUCGAGUAUCCGGGCGUGGGUGCGAGGCAUCAGGAUACCUUCUGCAUCCGUUGCGGAUUCAAGACGCCCCUCGACCACCGACUGGAUCCUUUCAAAUGUACCUUGGCCUGCUUUUGCUGUGGUCAGAAUGCACAUUCUGGAAAGGCAUGUCCUAGAAUGGUUCAGGAGGUGAGCCGCUGGUGGUGGCGGGCAAGAGGCCUCCUCGGACCCCUCCCAGGAGUUCCACAGGAGCCUAGAGCCAACUACAAAAAGUGUUCGCUCGAUGAGAUUAUGUCUGCGCCACCCCCAAUUCUCCUUGAAGUAAUUCGUCAAAGAAAAGCAGUGCCAGAGGAUGAAUGGGCAAUGCUCGAACAGUCCCUCCGUGGCGUACAACAAAUGGCGGAGGGCGCAAGCAAGGUUUUCAAUACCGCCAACCGGUUACAACACAUUUUGAACCCUUUGAGUGGAGGCAUAGACAAGCUAGCUAUUGCUGCGUUCCGAUCCGCUGACCUCAUGUCGCAUCUCCUUUCACAACACUUCAAGAGCAUCCUGGAGCGCCGUCUAUGGUCUGGAUCUUUGGGCUCUAGGGUAGAACCAUUCCUCCAGGACGACUUGGAAACGCUGUCGGAAUCAAGUAGCAUUUCAUCACGGGGACUACCCUCGGUUUUCUUUUCCGAUAAGAGGCUUAUGAUGCAGUAUCCUGGCUACGUUCCCGUCAGUGCAGAGCCGCCACAAGCCACAAGAGCCCCUCGAGACCACCAACUGGAUUAUCCAACUCUACAUCUGAUCCACCGCCGACCAGAGCAGCCACAAGCUGCAACGGCCCCUCGGGACCGUCGAAUGGACUAUCCAAAUCUUGAUCCGCUCCACAGCCGACCAAGCGUUGCCAUCAGCACAGAGCAGCCACAAGCCUUAGUCCCUCGUAACUAUCAACCAGGUUACCAAGAUCUUCCUCUGGAUCACAGGCGACCAAGUAUUGCCGCAAAUUACAGAGCAUUUGCAACGGAACAUGACAGAAUAUAUCAACUCAUCAACGAGCAGCGGGACAACGUCCAGGAGAGUGUACAAAAGGCUAGAGCACAGAAAAGACCGUUCGACAUGCAUGAAUCAGAUCGCAAUACCCUUUCGUUCCCGUGGGAGAUGCGCAAGCGACUGAGGACUACGAAUGCGACAGCUUUCAACCAUGGACGAUUGACUCCUCCAUUCUACUUGCCUGUAGGAGAAGGAUCAGAAGAAGGAGAAAUUGUUGACGAACGCACACAGAAGUGGAACUGA